Molecule: messenger RNA, 7896 nt
Organism: Antechinus flavipes (yellow-footed antechinus)
Lineage: Eukaryota; Metazoa; Chordata; Mammalia; Dasyuromorphia; Dasyuridae
Gene: LIMCH1
Product: LIM and calponin homology domains 1
Exons: 34
Coding region: 90-4949 (1619 amino acids)
Biological process (GO): regulation of focal adhesion assembly; actomyosin structure organization; positive regulation of stress fiber assembly
Cellular component (GO): stress fiber
Molecular function (GO): myosin II head/neck binding; actin binding
Source: RefSeq, a predicted model, not a curated record
GGAGGGAAGGGGGGCGCGGAACGAGGCCGGCGUCCAUUCACCCAGCUCCCGCGGCGGCCGAGGCUGCGGAGGACCGGGGGCGUUUGCAAAUGGCUAGCCUUGCCUUGGGUCUGGAAGAGCUGCAGCCCGAGCCUCCUCCGGAGCCCGCCUUCCACGAGGCGCAGAAGUGGAUCGAGCAAGUAACUGGCAGAAGUUUUGGUGACAGAGAUUUUCGAACAGGACUAGAAAAUGGCAUCCUGCUCUGCGAGCUGCUGAAUGCAAUAAAACCAGGACUUGUCAAAAAGAUCAAUAGAUUGCCCACCCCCAUUGCAGGAUUGGACAAUAUCAUCUUAUUUUUAAGAGGCUGCAAAGAGCUCGGGCUUAAAGAAUCUCAACUCUUUGACCCAGGUGAUCUCCAGGACACUUCCAAUAGAGUUGCAAUCAAGAGCAUUGACUGUAGUAGAAAGCUGAAAAAUGUAUUAGUUACAAUUUACUGGCUGGGGAAAGCAGCGAACAGCUGCACAGCAUACAGUGGAACCACACUGAACCUGAAGGAGUUUGAAGGAUUGUUGGCACAGAUGCGAAAGGAAACCGAUGAUAUUGAAAGCCCCAAACGCAGCAUCCGAGACAGUGGCUAUAUAGACUGCUGGGAUUCAGAGCGUAGCGAUUCUCUUUCUCCUCCCCGGCAUGGUCGAGAUGAUUCUUUUGACAGUUUGGAUUCAUUUGGCUCCCGUUCCCAGCAGACACCCUCCCCAGAUGUAGUCAUCAGAGGAAGCAGCGAUGGCAGAGGAAGUGACUCAGAAUCUGACUUGCCUCAUCGAAAGCUUCCAGAUGUAAAGAAGGAUGACAUGUCAGCAAGGAGGACUUCUCAUGGUGAGCCGAAAUCAGCAGUGCCUUUUAACCAGUACCUCCCCAACAAGAGUAACCAGACAGCUUAUGUACCUGCACCUCUGAGAAGGAAGAAAGCAGAGAGGGAGGAAUACCGAAAGAGCUGGAGUACUGCAACUUCACCCCUAGGUGGAGAGAGAACAUUCAGCUACCCAGAAACCAUAAAGGAGGAAGAACAAAAUGAAGUGGGGGCUAAUGGUGAAGAGGUGCAGGCUACCCCAUCGGAUACUAGCGGAAAGCCUUCAGACACGGGGUUAGAACAGAAUGAGCAGAAUGGUAAGGAACAGUCUCUUCCAGAGAGUACAAAAGACACGGUAGCACAGAAAGCCACCCAGAAAGAGCUUGAAGAGAUGAGAAAACGCAGAAGUCUGGAGCAGGCUGGUAUCAAGAUCUUGCCAGCCUCACGGCGUUUUGCCAGUCAAAAGCAAAUAAGUGAAGAGAAAGAAACAGUUCCCGACAUUAUCCUUCGAAAGGAGAAUCCUUUUCUGAAAUGUCAACCUGGUCGUGAAUCGGAGCCAGAAAAUGGCAUUGAAUGCAGACUUCCCGAUCUAGAGAAGGAUGACUUUGCUGCUCGAAGAGCAAGAAUGAACCAGCCUAAAGCAACAGUCCCAUUUAAUCAGUUGCUGUUUGGACCUUAUAUAAAAAAAGAAUGUGAUGGUGUGAAACAGUCCUUAAAAGGAGCAUCACCGAAGAAAAAUCCAGGAUCUUCCAGAAAUCUGGUGCAAAGGGAAGAAGCAAAGAAAAUUGUGGUUCACAAAGAAAACCUGCAGCAGUUUCCAGAGGAUGCAUGUGCAACAGAAGAACCCAGGAAAGCUCCUGACAUCCAGAAGGAUGACCUGGCUAAGCGGAAGAUUCAGAGUAGUAACCUCUCCUCACAUAGGGAAGCGAUGAGUUUUGUGAAGAUUUCGAGCAUAACAGAAGCAGACUUGGAGACAUGGGAUAGAUUAAAAGUGUCAGGAAAAACAAGUGAUGAAGAUCCAGAGCACAACUGUACCCCAACCCCCUCACCUGAAAUCCAAGCAGAAACUGCGAUUCGGGAUGACUUUGCAAGCCGCAAAGCCAGAGCCUACCAAAAAGCUUCCAGCCCCAAGCAAAAGUUUGUGCACUUUGGACCAGUGACAGAGAUAGAUCAGCAGAAAUGGAGGAAACUUAGUAUUGGCAAGGUUGACCCCAAAGAGGAAGUGGAAGAGAUUUAUAGAGAUGAUAAGAUGCCCAUUUGUCGUGUGGCCCCUGAUUCUGCGGCUCCUCACAGCUUAGAGGAUGACAGAGUCCCUCGUCUACAGAAUGAUUCCAGCAAACAAGCCGAUUCCAGCUUAGAUGAAUAUUGCAAAGAGAGCCCUGCCUCUUCAGCCAUGGAUAAGGUUCAGGAGCAGAAGGACCCUCUGGGAAACAGCGAAGAAGCCACAUGCAGCCAGCUGCCACCGUAUGCCCAAAAAGAGGAUAUUCUUACCAGAGGAGAUUUCGAGACGGAACGGAAGAAUGGACGAUGUGGGAGCGGGAGCCAACGACAACUAGCAAACUCUGUUGCCCCCAUGAAUGGGGCGGGAAAAAGUCUUGGGAAGACGAUAACUCAUGAUGUCCCACUUGGCGGUGGAGCCCGAGGGCAAAGGAAAAUGCCUGAUCCCCAGAAAGAUGACAUGAUGGCUAGAAGAACGGGAGCGUUCCUUAAGCACGCCAUAUCCAAGUCGAACCAGUUCCUCCCGGUGCCAUUUGCAAAGCAACAGGACGGGGAGGAAUCUCCCAAAGGACUUCCAAAGAAAGUGGAGAGAUACGGUCCCAGAACUGCUGUGUCUGAUGACGCAGAGAGCAUGAGUAUGCUUGAUAUGCGGUGUGAAGAAGAAGCCGUACAGCCCCAUAGCAGGGCUCGCCAGGAGCAGCUGCAAUUCAUCAACAGCCAGCUGAAGGAAGAGGACGACAAAUGGCAAGAUGACCUGGCUCGUUGGAAAAGCCGUAGAAGAAGCGCAUCUCAGGAUCUCAUCAAGAAAGAAGCUGAGAGGAAAAAAAUGGAAAAAUUAUUGGCCGGAGGUGAUGGAACAAGUGAAAGAAGGAAAAGCAUUAAAACCUACAGAGAGAUUGUUCAGGAAAAGGAACGGAGGGAGAGAGAGCUCCACGAAGCUUACAAAAACGCUCGCUCCCGGGAGGAGGCCGAAGGGAUCCUCCAGCAGUACAUCGAAAGGUUUACCAUUAGUGAGGCCGUCCUGGAGCGCUUGGAGAUGCCAAAAAUUCUGGAAAGAAGCCAUUCAACAGAGCCAAACUCAUCUUCCCUGAAAGACCCAAAUCCCAUGAAAUACUUGCGGCAACAGUCACUGCCUCCUCCCAAAUUCACUGCCACUGUGGAAACCACCAUCGCUCGCCCCGGUGAACCGGACCCCAGCAUUGCAGCAGGCAGCGCGUCUCCAAGCAAAACUCUCGUUCCCAAAGCAGUGCCUAUGCUGACACCCAAGCCUUACCACCAGCCCAAAAGCACGGCGCCGGGUCUGAAAACCUUCAAGGUAGAUGAAAAAGUCAGCGUGAAUGGAGAAACUUUUAAUGGCGUAGAAGAAGAAAAAGAAAGAGAGUGUACAACAGCAACAUUUUCCCCCUCGCUAACUAGAUCGCAGAGAUUUGAAGGUGUGGCUAGAGUGGAUGGUUCCCCAGUGGAACUGAAGCAGGACACUAGUAGCAUUGAGAUCAGUAUAAAGAAGACAAACUCCCUCAACAGAGACUUGACAACUUCCACCACUGAGGAAGCUGAACUACCCCCUCAAAAGGAUGAGACUGAUGGUGGACAAGAAGAAAGUGGGAGUACAGAACAUGACUCAGAGUGUCAGCACUUUACAACAACUGUGACCCGAGCCAGCCCAACUGUGGCCUUUGUGGAGCUCAAUCCCAGCCACCAGCCUAAGGAGCACGAAGCAGAAGACAAAGACCAUAGGAAACUGGAGAAUGAAAUGAGUGGGAAGGUGGAGUUGGUGCUGUCCCAGAAGGCAACAAAGCCAAAGUCUCCAGAACCAAAAGCAGUUCUGUUGUUUCCAUACCAGAACCAAGGACCAGAAACCAACCAGUCAACUUUGCCAAAUCUUGAUUCUCAAGUGGAAUCUAAUAGCAAUGAGAAGUCCCCUGCAAGUACACCUCGAUUCAACUUUUGGGCAUGGGAUCCAGAGGAGGAGCGCCGCCGGCAGGAGAAAUGGCAACUUGAACAGGAGCGUUUGCUGCAGGAGAGAUACCAGAAGGAACAGGAUAAAUUGAAAGAAGAGUGGGAGAAAGCACAGAAAGAAGUGGAAGAAGAAGAGCGUAGAUAUUAUGAGGAGGAACGCAAGAUCAUUGAAGACACUGUGGUUCCCUUCUCAAUUUCUUCCAGUUCAGCUGACCAGAUUUCUACCUCCUCAUCUAUCACAGAAGGAAAUGGGCCCGUGAAUAAAAUGGAAUUGGAAGAUUCUAAAGAUGAAGAAAAAAAGCAAAGACCGCUGUGGGAGGAAGAAAAUGACUUGCUGCUGAAGAAUAAGAAGACUGAUGUUUUAGAGGAAACGAAGAGCAGUAUGCCACAGGUGACCCCAGCACAUCCGGAGACCUCUGUACCAAAAGGAAUUCAUCAGGACCAUCAGUUGUCAACAGCUGGACUUGGUACACCAGACCGGAGGCUGAACUUAGAAUUAUCUCAGGACACAUCAUGGAAUCAGCCAUGGUCCCCUGCGCCAUCCCAUGCAUUAGAAGAUGUGAAACAGAAAACGCUCCCAAUGGAUCAAAACAUUAACCAUCAGCUUGCCUCUCCCAGUGAGAGAAGGAAGACCAGCCCUCAUGAGAAUUUCAGAGUUGGACAGUUAUCCCCAUGCACUCCCACCCCUCCCGGCCAAUCUCCCAGCAGGUCCAUAAGCGGGAAGAAGUUAUGCUCUGCUUGUGGGCUUCCUCUGGGGAAAGGAGCAGCCAUGAUCAUCGAAACGCUUAGCCUUUAUUUUCACAUCCAGUGCUUCAGGUGUGGAAUCUGCAAAGGACAGCUGGGAGAUUCGGUGAGUGGAACAGAUGUCCGGAUCCGCAAUGGUUUGCUCAACUGCAAUGACUGCUACAUCCGGUCCAGAAGUGCCGGUCAGCCGACAACAUUGUGACGUGGUUUUCACUGCUAUAAAUCGCCUCCCACUGCUCCCCUUCAGAAUGUCCUGGACAAUCGCUUACAAAUGUGCCCAUAUUUGUGGGGCUUCCUGGCACUCAUUUAAUUUUUAAAAAGCUAGACUAAGAGGCUGUGUCUGUUCCUUUAUAGCGCAAUGUAUGUUUGUAUUUUCCUUUUGUUUUUAUUUUUUCUUUCUGCAUUUGCACAGUAUCUUUUGAGAGAAUAUUGAGUUGUUUUGAUCCCAAGUCCUUCAGAAAGUUUUGUGGGAUUGUUUUUGUUUUUUUGGUUGACAUAAUCUUUUUUUUUUGGUAUGGCAAGAUAUGUUGAUGAUCUAAAAUGUGAUAUUAUCUUCUUUGGGAAUUAAGAUAAAAAAUGCAAUGAAACCAUUUGUUUUAAAAUUUCUAGGAGCUAAACAUUUUAAGUUUACACAACCGAACUAUAGAAAGUGCAGGACAAGCCAACGUUUGAUGAACACUCUACUGAGGGAGCUUCUCAUUAAUACAUUUCUGAACUAAAAAAAAAAAUCACAGGAAGUGAUUUUCUGUUGUUGAGCUAUAACUCUUUUUUUGUACAGAUACUAGUUUGGUAAUACAUACUGUAAUUCUGAACCGUUUAUGUUCUGUACCCUUCGAGGUCAGGCCCGUAAAUUAUUGCGCCAUUAACAUUCAUGUAUUUUCAAAGUUACGUCAUUAAUGUAGCUUAUUCUGUCAAAUAAAAAAGAACCCUUAUAAAGCCUACGGGGCCUAUACUCUGACUGAAUGGAGGCAUUUCCCAAGAGUAUGAGAGAGAUGAGAUGAUUUCAGUCGGUCUUUUUUCAGGAUUACUGCAGUACUGUACUACCAGAAUCCGAGAGAGAGAAAGAGGAAGUUGACUCUCUCCCAACAACAAGUGGGACAUCGGUAGGAACAAUGUUAACGUGAUGCCCUUGGCAAAUAUCCUUUACAACAUUCCCAGGAGAAAGACCAGGAACUGUCCCAUGUAAGCCUAGGAGGGAUGCUUCAUACGCUUCGGGUACCCGGUACCCUGUGCCAUAUACGUGCAGAGAUUAGCUUGAGAACCUCUGCUGUAGUUACUUAAAAAGGAUGUGAUAACGUGUGUGAUCUCACUGACUGAUGUGUGACCAGUAAGAUCCUACAGUUCACUUUGUAUUUCGAUCCACUUUAAUGGAUACCUAUAUAUAUAUAUGCAUGUUUCCUUUAAUUCUCCUCUUCGUUGUCAAGAGUCCCAGCUAUUGAUCAUGGAGAACUUGAACCAGGAAUUGAUGGGCUGUUCCCUUAACUCCAUGUGUCCCAUAAUGAAUUCCAGCUGGCUGAAGAAAGGAGAAAGUUGUUUAAAAUCUUCAUUUUAACUUUCCCGGGAUUUUUUUUUUCUUAUAAAAGGGUGGGAGGGCAGAGAAGAGCAGGUGGUGUUUAGGACACCUAUUUAUUCUGCCUUAAAAUCAUGUUAAACUAAGGAAAAUGUGUUGCGAAUGUAGAGGAUGAACCCAUCCGUGGUAUGUUGCUGUAUUAGUAAAGGGAUAUAACGUGGAUGUUUAUUAGCUAAGCAAUAACUUUUCUAUGUGUUAUUUGAUAUAGCUAGUGACUAUUUAUUUACAUGUUAUGCUAGAUGGUCCUUUGCAUGCCAGUUCUGUGCUUGUGCAGAAUUUCUCCUCGGUCACUGAUGGCGUUUUUACGACAUUGUCAUUCGAAAAUGUUGGAUUGAACCUUAUACAUCAUUUCAUUAAAAUUGUGCCUUAGAAAAUGCAAAGCUAUUGCACAUAGUCAAUGAUGACUUAUGGAUACAGCGAAUUCAAGAGGAACGGAGUUAUUCCCGAGACCUUCAGUUCCUGAGACUUCUGGUAGCGGUUGCUGUUUUACAAAAAUGAAAACAAAAAAUAGUUUUGGAAAUGUACAGAUAUUCAGUCCGAUAUUUUGAUUAAUCAUCUGCAUGUUUUAUUGUUAGAUAUUUUGAUAAUGUUGAUGUUUACAUUUUGCAUGGUAUUCACAGAGUAUUCUCCCACGGUAAUGCACAAAACAUGCACAAUUUUAACAUUCAUAACUGAUUUUUUAUAGAACCCUUUUUACCUAUGAAACUCCAUCCGUUACAUAAAGAAUACAUGAAUAUUGCACAUUUUUUUCUGGUUCCCACAGCCUCAUUUAUACAUUUUUUCUUAGUGAAUGUCAUCAUACAUAUAUUGAAACUAGAAUCCAGUCAAGAAAAAUACUCAUUUUCCAACUGCAAGAUGCGCAUUUUUCAUAAUGAACUCUAGUCACCAGCACAGAAUAAUCUCCAGCAUUCUAAAUUCUAAUUGCCAACUGUUCUAUUUCUAUUUGAUUUCUAUUUCAUUUGGACUCUGUUACAUGGCAUUUUGGAAAGCCUGGGUUUUGUUUUCUCCAAUUCAACAAAAUAAGUAUGAAGAUUUCUUGGUAAAUAAUCUUGGAGAUCCCAGGGGGAGAAAAAUAUAAACAAUGCUUUACUACACUGGGUUGUAAUAUAUAUAAGUGUGUUUAGUUGUAGAAUGAAACAAGGAAAGAAAAGGAGAAAAGUAAGUGAUUUAUUAUUCUUGAGGAAGGAUGAGAUCUGAUUUUUUUUAGAUCCUCCAAAAGCUGUUCCCUUCUCAUUGUUCAGAGAACACGGAUAACUCCAUUAUAACUAUGUUAUGUGUGUUUCACUAUCAGACUUUCAUGUGUUUCCUCACUCUUUCUAUGUAGUGUUAUUAAUGCAAAACAUACUGUAGUUAUCUAUUUGAAGCAUCAAAGUUAAUGAAGUAAAAAUGAUCUACGUCAUAUGCAAGACCAGCCAAGAGGGUCAUUACUGUUCUAGGUUGGCUAAUGUGCUAUAUCAGUCACACUAACCUUCAUUUACAAUAUUUAUUCUAAAAUGCCUCUGAAGAGUAGCAAAAAGUUGUCUUAAAUGCAACGGCUUUUAUAGUAAAUGUACAUUUAUAAAUAAAAUACUCAAAUGAA